GAGCUCGUUUGGUAAAGUCGUUUUCGUUGGUGUGAGAUUGCAAAUGUCGCGACGUUGAAGAGCUCAUCUGAAGACAUUAAUAAAACGUUAAACUCAAAUUCAACAAAAAAAUAACAUAUUAUGGAUUAAUGUUCCUGGUAAACUAAACAUUCAGAAUACCCCACAUAUAAACGAAAAUACGUAUGUAUGUACAUAUACACAUAAAUAGAUGCCCUCUUAAAUGGAUUAUAAUCAACCGUAAAUAAAAAACUACAUACUUUCGUGUGAAAUAAGUUCAGAAGCAAUUGAAACACCAGCAGCAGAACAAAGUGAUAACCGAGAACGGAUUAUAUAUACUUACAUACCUGCAUAGAAAUCCCUUGGCAAUACCAUAUGAAUAGCCAUGUGCUGGCCCGAGAAUAAAUAGUGUCAGAUGUGAACCGUUUAGAUAGUGUCGAUAUUUGAUAAAAAUAUAAAUGGGUAAAAGGGAAACUUUCCUAUGCUUAUGAAACACCAGUGCCUGAAGAUAAAGAAGUGCAAGAAGUGAGGUUCAUGAUGGAUUCCAAAAAAUAAAAUUCGAAAGAAUCCCAUGCUCCAAACGCAACUCCGUUACCAUUUACCACUAAAAUUUUAAAAAGUAACGCAAGCAAGGAAAACCAGUGCCAACAAAAAAAAAGCAAAGUAAAAUAUAAAUUUUGUGUCUUGCGGGAAUUUAUAUAUUAUUUCGAUGUGAGUGCCCCAAAGAAGUAUCCAGAAAAACUACACAACGGCCAGUUGCGAAAAGUGUUCAAGUUGAUUUUGAUGUUAAUAAAGAAAGUAAGUAAAGCUCGUGAGAAAAUCUUACUUUAAUUUCUGAGCCAAAGUAAACAACAUCAGGGAAAUAUUAUCAAAAUGACGAUGGCUGCAUGCUUUGCAAACUACGAUAUUACCUUACCACAUGGCAUAUCCUCCACGGCGCCACACACUGCUCCGCCCCAUCAUCAUCAUCACCACAACAGUCAUAGCCAUAACCACAAUCAUCAGCAGCAGUCACAGCAAACGCAUCACCACCAACAGCAGCUACAACAACUUUACCAUCCCCCGCAACAACAGCAGCAGUUGCAACAACAACAACAUCACCCGCAACAGCAUCCACACCAUUCGCAGCCAUCAAACGGUGCACCGUCGUCAACAGUUAUAAGUCGUUCGUCGUCCUUGACGGCGGCGGCGCAGGCUGCCAGAGGUGGCAAUGCGUCCACAGCGACACCCGCCGUCGCCGCCAUUAACUCAGUGAUUAGCAGCACCAACAUUGGUAGCGCCAGUAUUAGCAAUAGCCGCACUAACAGCGCCAAUACCACUAGCAUAAACAGCAGCACCGGAUCUACGUUAUCGAGUAGCCCAACGAUGGCGAUCAUCAGUGCCGGCGGUGUUGCGACACCACAGAAAGACUAUUCCAUUCCAUUACACGUAGACUGUAGCGUGGAAUAUGAAUUACCAAACCAACCCAAACCACCGGUGGGUCAGCGCGUCGAACCGUUGCUGAUGAUCCAUCCUUGCUAUUUCCGCAAAAUGGAAUCACAACGGCGCAGUCCUUUUGUUAACAACAUGCCAGCAACAGCACGUGGCAGCACUGCCUUACUGGUAAGCGGUCUGAGCAGCUCUGCGUCGUCUUCGAGCGGUGCAGCAUCCGUGGUAAUCUCAUCCGGUUCAACAGCGACCAGUUCUUCCGCCCGUCGUGCUGCUGCUCGUCAAUCUCAGGUCAUACAGCAACAACAACACCAAACUCAGCAACACAUGCAACAGCACCAAGUGGUCGCUCAAUAUCAGCAACAGUUGCAGCAUCAGCAACUGCGACAGUCAUCGCAGCAGCAGGAGCAGCAACAGAUGUCACAAAUGUCGCAACAAGCGCAUUACCCGGUGGUGGUAACACACCACCAUCACAGUCAUCACCAACAGCAAUCGCAGCAACAGCAAGCUACGCAACAACAAGCAAGCAUCGCUUCCUCCGCACCAACGUCCUCGUCUGGCUCCACAGCUGCGUACACUGAGCACGCAAGCGCAGUAAGACGCGCAGCCGCCCAACAUCGAAAUAUCCAAAGUCGUUCCGCCUCCGCCGUCGUUAGCAAUGCCAACCAAGGUCAUCAGCAACAGCAGCAGCAGCACCGUCAAAACCAAAGUCACAGCCGCAGUACCUCGACCUCAAUUGCCGCUGCCGCCACAGCAGCUGCCGCCGUUACCUCUCAAAGCCAACAGAAUAUCCUAAGCCAGAAUGCCUCGCAAUGGGACCAACUGGCAACGAUAGCGGCGCGUUCCUCAAUGACACCUGCAUCAGCAACGGUUGCCGUCCACUCGAGCCAAAUGCUUGCCCCGCGAAGCACACCCGCCUUAUUUGGCAAAAGCCUUUCCGCCGUGGGAAAACGUGACGCAAUGAUAUCGGGUGGCGUAUACAGUGCCAGCAGCUCCGCAGCGGCAACUGGAAUGACAACGCAUAGCAGCAGUAAGCAGCAGCAGCCACAACACCAAUCCGAACAAACGCAUUGCUUGCCCAAUGGCGCAAUAUGGGCCGAUGCAAGCAGCGUUGCAUCCGCUUCAGCUGCUACGUCAAACACCGCGUCGGCGCUGAUGAUCGACCGCAGCCCGAUGGCGACAGUUCCUAGCAACUACCAGGCUGGGCCCGACACGACCCCAGCGAUAGGCUCUCACUACGCCCGCGACGAUAAACUCUGCGGCAAAUACCGCCAGUACUUGCGAUCGCAACGCAUACAUCCUUACUUGUCGGCGGCAACUGCGAACGCGGCAGCCGUUGCCGCGGUGGCAAAUAUUGGACAGACGUUUCCACAAUUCGCCGCGACACCGUCUUUCCAACACCUGCAGCAAAUUUCAUGUUAUAACGUAUGAUCGCCGUGAAGCGCUUUUACGGCAGCCACGGAAACAGCAGCAUCAGCACCAGCGGCGGCAAAUUAGAAAACCGUAAAUGUUUCCCCGAGUGGAUAAGUGUGGUGCAAAACUGAGUCCAUGGGAAGACUGUCCCGGUGAGCAUAUCUUGCCGGGGAGCAGCGCGAUGUCAGUGAAGAUAUGCGAUAUCAGCGAAAAUGUUGCGAAGCUUUUGAAUUUAGCUUAUUUCGCAGACGAUGUUGAACGGAUGGAUGGUAGUCUAAAAUUGUAGUAACAUUGUUAUAUAAAAUUAUUCUUUAUAAUUAUCAAUACCCAAAAUCGUAUUUCGAUACACAAAAGACAACGUAAAAUUAAAUUUAAAUAGUAAAAUAAAUGUUGCAGGAGAA
Rhagoletis zephyria (snowberry fruit fly) is the source of this 3239-nucleotide messenger RNA. It is a transcript of the gene corto, whose product is annotated as centrosomal and chromosomal factor corto. The record is from RefSeq and is a predicted model, not a curated record. Lineage: Eukaryota; Metazoa; Arthropoda; Insecta; Diptera; Tephritidae.